Mirounga angustirostris (Northern elephant seal) is the source of this 556-nucleotide messenger RNA. Its product is annotated as small ubiquitin-related modifier 2-like. Bases 18 to 305 code for a protein of 95 amino acids. The record is from RefSeq and is a predicted model, not a curated record. Gene Ontology annotation, molecular function: protein tag activity; ubiquitin-like protein ligase binding. Gene Ontology annotation, cellular component: nucleus. The transcript has a single exon. Gene Ontology annotation, biological process: protein sumoylation. Lineage: Eukaryota; Metazoa; Chordata; Mammalia; Carnivora; Phocidae.
AGACUCCGGUGCUCACCAUGGCCGAUGAAAAGCCCAAGGAAGGAGUCAAGACUGAGAACAACGAUCAUAUUCAUUUGAAGGUGGCGGGGCAGGAUGGUUCUGUGGUGCAGUUUACAAUUAAGAGGCACACACCACUUAGUAAUCUAAUGAAAGCCUACUGUGAACGACAGGGUUUGUCAAUGAGGCAGAUCAGAUUCCGAUUUGAUGGGCAGCCAAUCAAUGAGACAGACACACCUGCACAGUUGGAAAUGGAGGAUGAAGACACAAUUGAUGUGUUCCAGCAGCAGACAGGAGGUGUCUACUAAAAAGGGAACCUGCUACUUUACUCCAGAACUCUGUUCCUCCAGACCAAGAAGACAUUCUCAAGUAGAAAGCCACAAUUUGGUUCCACCACAUCCUGAGUACUACAGUACAGUUUUCUCUAUUCUUUCAUUUUCCUCUUCCCUGUUCCUUUAUUGUACAUAAAGUAACUGUGUAUGUGCACAAGCAUAUUGCAUUUUUUUAACUAAAUGGCCAAUGGUAUGUUUUGAUCGACAUCAAAUGGAGAUGGGAUGGG